Molecule: messenger RNA, 219 nt
Organism: Austrofundulus limnaeus
Lineage: Eukaryota; Metazoa; Chordata; Actinopteri; Cyprinodontiformes; Rivulidae
Biological process (GO): regulation of autophagy
Cellular component (GO): Mon1-Ccz1 complex; lysosomal membrane; late endosome membrane
Source: RefSeq, a predicted model, not a curated record
GUGUUUGCGGUGCGUUCAGGUGGAGCCACAGGUGUGGUGGUGAAAGGACCGGACGAUAAGAACAGUGUUGCCUUCAGGAUGGACGAUAAAGGAGAGGUGAAGUGCAUCAAGUUCUCCAUCGGGAACAAGAUCCUGGCCGUGCAGAGGACCUCCAAAUCUGUGGACUUCAUCAACUUCAUCCCCGACUAUCCACACACCGAGUUCAGCCAGGAGUGUAAG